Theileria parva strain Muguga is the source of this 942-nucleotide messenger RNA. It is a transcript of the gene GSP1, whose product is annotated as GTP-binding nuclear protein GSP1/CNR1. Gene Ontology annotation, molecular function: GTP binding; GTPase activity. Bases 258 to 893 code for a protein of 211 amino acids. The record is from RefSeq and is a predicted model, not a curated record. The transcript is spliced from 3 exons. Gene Ontology annotation, biological process: protein import into nucleus; ribosomal subunit export from nucleus. Lineage: Eukaryota; Apicomplexa; Aconoidasida; Piroplasmida; Theileriidae. Gene Ontology annotation, cellular component: nucleus; cytoplasm.
CCCUUGCGUAACCUGUAAUACCCAAUAACCGUCUAGAAUGGGGUGUAGCAAGUUUAAUAACAUCAACUAAGACAAUACUCUACUAUUUUUUAUCUUAUAUAUAUAGAUCGGUAAGAUAUUGAUUCCCCCUUUAAAGGAUACUUAAUUUUUAUCGUCUUAGUUGUACAUAGUUCCAUACAAUUUUCCCUACUCUUUAAUAACAAUUUUGUAAUUUUAAUUAACCUUUUGUUGUUCACUCUUUAUUUUAAAUAAUCAAGAUGGCUGAGGAGGUUCCCCAGUUCAAGCUUUUGUUAGUUGGAGACGGAGGUGUAGGCAAAACUACUCUAGUUAAAAGACAUUUGACUGGAGAGUUUGAAAAGAAAUAUAUCCCAACGCUCGGUGUUGAGGUACAUCCGCUCAAGUUCAGAACUAACUGUGGCACAGUCCAAUUCAACGCGUGGGAUACAGCGGGCCAGGAGAAGUACGGAGGACUCAGAGAUGGCUAUUACAUUAAGGGGGAGUGCGCUAUCAUAAUGUUCGACGUCACCAGCAGGAUCACCUACAGAAACGUCCCAAACUGGCACAGGGAUAUCGUCAGGGUGUGCGAAAACAUUCCAAUGGUCCUGGUCGGAAACAAGGCUGACGUGAAGGAGAGGCAGGUCAAGGCAGCCCACAUCCAAUUCCACAGGAAAAGGAACCUUCAGUACUAUGACCUGAGUGCCAGGAGCAAUUACAACUUCGAGCGUCCGUUUUUGUGGCUCGCUCGCAGGCUCCUAAACAAACCUCAGCUCGUCUUUGUCGGAGAGUGCGCCAAGGCACCUGAAAUUGCAAUUGACCCUAUGCUAGUUCAACAAUCGGAGCGUGAGCUUGAAGCCGCCGCAAACGUCGCAAUAGAUGAUGACGGAGACAUGUAAAAACUAGACUAAUCUCCUAUUCACUAUAUAUUAAUUUUAUACAACUUGA